This is a messenger RNA of Misgurnus anguillicaudatus (oriental weatherfish), 1848 nucleotides long. RefSeq names its product ankyrin repeat and SOCS box-containing 12b (gene asb12b). Gene Ontology annotation, molecular function: protein binding. The record is from RefSeq and is a predicted model, not a curated record. NCBI's taxonomy places the organism in Eukaryota, Metazoa, Chordata, Actinopteri, Cypriniformes, Cobitidae.
AAUGGUUCUGUAAAUUUGAGUUGCAAUAUCAAAAAGUUUGGGGGACCAUGGCAUGUGGCACCAGAACAAUCUUUGUCAAUAAAUCACUAAUACUCUAUAUGCAGUUUAUCUGUUAGGAAACAAGUUCUUUCUGUGUAAGAAAGCAAUAAAAUACUUUAGAAACAAGAAAACACUUCCAAGUAGAGGUGAGAGAAACCAUUUGUCAGUGAAGCUUGUAUGUAAAUCAGCAGCUGAUGACAGCUGCAACACAAUGUCAACAGUACAAGACUCUGUGUGCACUAGUUUGUUGGCUUUUUUCCAUUUCUUAUGUAAACCAUUGAGAAAAAAACACAAACUGAAUUGAAACACAUUACACACUGUCAUUUAUAACAUUAUAUAUACAGUAUAUGUACGGCUAUUGAAUAUCAAAGAGCGAUGAAUGCAACACAAACACCUCAUGCUGUCUUAGACUAUCAGAUCUAAUUUUAACUCCAUCCUCUGGCUCUCCAAGAAUGGAAGUUUUGGAUGAUCCAUCUGUGGCCUAAACUUAGUGCCUGUGUCUGCUCAGAUCUGUUUGUGUCACACUGACCCUUAGUUUUCUAGUUUACAUGUCUCUCUCUCUGGAUACUCCACGCGCUUUAAAGCAUGAGUUUAAUGGACAUUUCCAAGAUCUUUUCUCUUCUCCAACCCAAAGAGGAAGAGGAAGAGGACAACAAUAACUGUCAGCAGCUGAAUCAAGCUGUCAUUAAUGAUGAUGAAAAACAUCUCGCUGAGCUUCUGUCUCAGGAAAAGUACAAGAGAUGCAUCAAUAACCGAAGCGGCUGGGGGAUCCCCGUCACUCCGCUGCGUACGGCGGCAGCUCACGGACACCUUCACUGUCUUAAGCUUCUUCUGGCUAAUGGGGCUGAAGUGGACAGCCUGGAUGUCAAAGCCCAAACUCCGCUUUUUACGGCUGUCAGUGCAAAACACUUUGACUGUGUUGUCGCUUUAUUAAAAGCUGGCGCUAACCCUAAUGGAAGCCCGCACAACAACUGUUCCCCUGUAAUGACUGCGGCCAGGGAAGGUGAUGUCGAUAUUUUGAGGGAGCUCUUGAAACAUGAGGCUGAGAUAGAUGUCAAACCCAAGAUGCCGGAGUUUGCCUUCAAUGCCACGGCCUGCCGAGGGCCUCUAUACAUUUCGGCCGUUUACGGCCAUCUAGAUUGUUUCAAACUGUUGCUGCGGCACGGAGCGAAUCCAGACUACAACUGCACUGAUGGAAAGAUCCUGAGCCGAAUCAAACAACCUAAAACUGUGCUGGAGACGUGUCUCAAAAAUGACUGUGGGCUUGAAUACAUUCAGCUUCUCAUAGACUUUGGAGCAAAUGUCUAUCUACCAUCUUUAAUAAUAGAUGAUGGCACCAGAGAGAAUGAAUCUGUAAUGCUACUGCUCAGAGAAAGAGUUUAUCCAAAAACACUGAUGUCUCAGGCCCGGCUUUCAAUACGAAGAUGUCUUCCUAUGUCCAACAAAAUAUACUUCAUAGACAGUCUGGAUAUUCCCCAAGUACUAAGGAACUAUCUGAAUCACAUAUCCUGAUUUUUGUCCAACACAUCUGUUAUACCAUUUCUACUUUUUCCUUUUGUACAAUUUUGUGAUCUUUUUUAGGAUGAGUCUAAAUAUGACUACAAUUGCCCUAUUUAUAAUAUUUAUGAAUAUUUAAGUAUUUGUGGAUUUUUGUGUUGAUGUACGAUGAAUGCAACAGAUAAAAAUGCUGAUGUUCAUUUGUAUAGUUUCUGUUGUUUGUAAAAUGAUAAAUAAUGCAAAACACUGCCUUCUAAUGGUUAAGAUAUUGUAUUAACUUCUGUAUUUACGAGACACGAUCUGCUAAUAAAC